Molecule: messenger RNA, 1999 nt
Organism: Helianthus annuus (common sunflower)
Lineage: Eukaryota; Viridiplantae; Streptophyta; Magnoliopsida; Asterales; Asteraceae
Product: probable serine/threonine-protein kinase PBL3
Exons: 9
Coding region: 52-1878 (608 amino acids)
Biological process (GO): protein phosphorylation
Cellular component (GO): plasma membrane
Molecular function (GO): protein kinase activity; ATP binding
Source: RefSeq, a predicted model, not a curated record
UUUGUGCAUGUUGGCAACUUGGAAUAUACAUAGGUUGGAGUAAGUUCAUCAAUGGAAGGUCAAAGUCAAAGUCAAAUUCAAAGUCAAAGUGAAAGGGUGUUGUUGGCUCAUGAUGCCUCAAGAGGAGUGAGAAUGAAACCUUUGAGAUUGCUUCUUGAUAAGCACUUGUUGAAGGCUGGAGACAAGCUUACUUUUCUGUCUAUUGUUCAUCAAAUCCAACAUCCUUUGGGAUACAUGAUGCGAGUUGAUGGUUCCAUGUUUGGUGUAAACCAAAAGGCUAUCGACGAUGAGGUUGCUAAUAAGACGAAAGAGUACGGUGACAAUAAGGAUCUUGACCAAAUAUCAAAACUAUACGAAACGCAAGAGGUUGAUUUCAAAAUCGAAGUUGUGGCUGGACCUGUACUGAAAAAUGCCGUGGUAGAAGCAUCCAAGAAAUUUAAAGCGACAUGGGUGAUUAUUGAUAAGAGAAUGAAGGGAGACAAGAAAUAUUUUCUAGAGAAGCUUUCUUGUGGGAUAUCGACGUUGGAUGGAAACGAUAACAUAAUAAAAAUAAGAGGACCGAAGCUAUCAACGACAAGAAAUCCAACUCGUCCAACAGAUGACAGAAUGUUAACUAUUAGUGAAGUACAAAAUGAUGAAGAUUUGUUUAGCAUUGAACUUGGAUCAUCAUCAUCAUGUACAAGUUCUAGCACGAGAACUAGCUUUAGCGACUUGAACCAAACGUCAACGCUACAAGAAAUAAACGAAGAAACUACAUGUGAUCAUGUCGAAACCCUACCACCAAAGCCAGAGGAGAAAGUACAGCUUGAUCAGAAGAAAUGUACAACUUGUACUAGAGCAAGUUCGACGGAUGAUGUUUGGCAACAAAGUAGGAACUUUUCCUAUUCGGAGCUUGUGGAUGCAACAAAUCGGUUUUCAUCUGAAAACAUGAUCCAUCGAGGGGAAAAUGAGGUGGUUUUUCACGGGAUCCUUAAAGGUAGCAAAUUAAAUGUCGUCGUUAAGGUACAAAGCGACACAAAGAAGUACCAGUCGGAGGUGCAAGCGCUUGAACAAACACAAAACGAGCAUGUGAUCAAGUUGUUAGGAACUUGCUUGGAGGAAACCGCGAGAUUGUUGGUUUUUGAGUACGCGUGCAAUGGUUCGCUAGAUCAACAUUUGUCACAUCAAAACUCCAGACCUUUGACAUGGCAAGAAAGGAUUAAAAUUGCAAUUGGUGUAUGUAGAGGAUUGAACCAUUUGCAUGGGAACAACAUAAUCCAUGGAGAUAUGCGUCCUAAAAACAUAUGGUUGACACAUGAUUUUCAACCGUUGAUCGCAGGUUUUGGGCUAGCGAGCAUGACAAACGAAUCGCAAAACUCAUCAAAUCACUAUAUAAUCGGAACAUUGGGAUAUCUGGCACCCGAAUACAAAGAAAGAGGGAACGCAACUCCCAAAACAGAUGUUUACGCCUUCGGAAUGAUCCUAUUGCAGCUCGUUACGGGCCGGAGUCCAACCGAUACAAGACUACAUGGACAUAGUCUAAUAAAUUGGGCUAAUUCGCUCGUAAAAGAAAGAAAGUUUUCGGAGUUGAUUGAUUCUAGAAUCGCAUAUGACAUGAAUCAGGUGGCGAACAUGGCGCAAUUGGCGUUAAAAUGUGUACGCAAGAAUCCACAUUUACGAUUAACCAUGGAGGAGGUAAUGUUAGUACUAGAUUACAUCAAUGAUAUGAAAACCAACUAUGAAGUUCAACGGGCAGAUGAAAGUCAAGAGGUCAACGGAAAUGUGGAAACAAUUGAUCAAAGUCAACGUGAAUAUGAUGAGAAAGUCAUCUAUAGUUACGGUGGAAUGACCCCUUUGCCCAAACAGGCGAAACAUUUUUACCGAGGCGAAUGUAUAUAAUACAUAAAUAUAACUCUUAUUAAUAAAAAGUCAUGUGAUGCAUUUUAUGCAUUUUCAUGUAUACUUCAAAUAAAAAGACUUGCUUAUUUUUCUCAUAGGUUUUAGAUUUCAUUACAUUGUU